AGCUGCUGUAGGUAUUUGCACCGUGCCGCAUACGGAUGGCAUGCUUGAAGACAUUGAUCUGCGGCGUACCCUGCUCUGCUGGCGAAUAGCCGGUCUGUCGGAGGUGACUCGCGACAGGGGGCUCGAAGCAGCGACGGCCGCGCUUUUGACUCCGAUACAGUGUCGACGACACUCUUGAUGAAGGGCUGGCAUGUGCUGGGCGAAUAUUGACGCGCGCGUCUGCAUCUCGUUGAGCGAGCGAUGAUUUGACUCACGGCAUGUGCAUUCGCGUCACAUUGCUAACGGGCAUUUCACGCAGGCUGGCGGACAUUACACUUUUGCAAGCCGCACCUGGUCACCACGAACUCUCUCAAGUCGCCCCGAUAUGACCUUAUGAUGAACAUCUGGAAUAGAGCCGGCAGGGACGGCGUCCGCGCGCUGUUCAUGCUUGUCACCGCGAGCCACAAAAGUCUCCCCUGUUCCUCCCUUGUCCGUACCACGCAACACCAUCGUCGAUCGUCUAUCGGCUCCUGUUCCCCCCUCGCUUUUUCCUGUCCGACUGGUGCGUUGCAGUCAAGCCUUUCACUUUCACUCUCGCCUUCGGAGCCUGUAGACCAGCAACCACUUUUCCAGGCAAAAGUACUCGUGACCACCAUGAAGUUCUUCGCGCCGAUCGUCGUGGGCUUCAUCGCCUUCUUCUCGACGCAGGUGGACGCCAACGGCGUGUGCUACGACCCGGACCACACCAGCGGCAAGAGCGCCUCGACCGUGCAGGCUGACAUGAAGACCAUCGCCGGCGCCGGCUUCACCAGUGUGCGCACGUACAUCUCCAAGUUCGGUGACACGGAAAUGGGCUCUAUCAUCACGGGCGCCGGCCUCACGGCUGUCCUUGGCGUGCCGUACCCGCAGAGCGACUACCAGGAGCAGAUGGAGGCCGCCAUCAAGGCUGCGAACGCCGGCGGCGUCUACGCCAUCAUGGUCGGUAACGAGAACCUGGCUGGCGCCUCUAGCAUCCCCAGUGGAAUGAUCGACGUCAUCAACCAGAUCAAGUCGCGCGUGUCCUGCAAGGUCGGCACGGUUCAGCGUAACACGGAGGUGAUCAACUACCAGAGCAUUUCGGGCUGGUCGGAGCUCGUCGCAGCCUGUGACGUCCUUGGCGUGAACGUGCAUCCGUUCUUCAACCCCGGCACGACCGCUGACGGCGCCAUUGACGUCGUGGACAAGCAGUGGCAGACCAUGAUGAGCAACUUCGGAGACAAGCUGCUGCUGACCGAGACGGGAUGGCCGUCGAGCGGUUCGGUGUCGGGCAACACCGGCAGUCUCGCGGGCGAGCAGACCUUCUACAGCGCGUACCAGAAGUGGAGCAGCGGUCUGAGCGAGAAGUUCUACUUCCAGUUCUUUGACAUCCCAAGCAAGCCGGAGGCCUACGAACAGACUUUCGGUCUGUACACGGCGGACUCGCAGCCCAAGUUCACUAUGUCCCAGCAGCAAUCGUCUUCCACUCCGACGUCCCAGCAACAAACGCCAUCGACCCCGACGUCUCAGCAGCAGCAACAGCCAACCACGUCCGCCCCGACGACGGCUGCACCGGCCCCGACCACCGCCGCUCCGACCCCUGAGCAGACGAAUGCCCCGGAGCCCGGUGCGUCUACGCCCACGCCGACUCCGGAGACCUACCAGAGCUCGGGAGCCAGUGAGACCAACACCAACACCACGUCUUCGAUCUCUUCGCACUCUGGUUCGGUGUUGAGUGGCAGUGACGAGACUGGUGUCCCCAGCGGCAACUCGGCCGAGAAGGACGCUGCAUCCACUAAGCAGGACGACACUAAGACCGAUUCCAAGUCGGACAAGACGUCCGAGACCACGCAGUCCACUGCGACCAUCAGCUCCAUCGGUAAGAGCUCAGAGUCGCAGCAGGAGCAGCAGACGUCCAGCAACAACCAGGACAACACCACUCAGCAGGUAAACAACCAGAGCGAGGAAUCUGGUAGUAAGGAUAGCGUCGUCGGACUUGCCGUGGGUGGUGGUGCUUGUGCUAUGCUGGUCGCUUUCGGCUUCAUCUACCAGGCCCGCAAGCGCGCUCAGGAGCUAGACGAGGACAAGGACGUUCACUUCUCGACCGUCACGCCCGUGGAGAACAUUUGCUCGCUUUAAACGAGCACGUUUGCCAUUAAAAUCAACCGAUUUCAAUAUUUUUUGAGGUUGUGCUCCUUUGCUCCAAUAAAGGUUACUAUUGAUCCAGCCUAG
Molecule: messenger RNA, 2226 nt
Organism: Phytophthora nicotianae INRA-310
Lineage: Eukaryota; Oomycota; Peronosporomycetes; Peronosporales; Peronosporaceae
Exons: 1
Coding region: 373-2133 (586 amino acids)
Source: RefSeq, a predicted model, not a curated record